AUGGCAGGCUAUCCAGGUGAGUCUAUACCUGGCCUAGUUCGUGAACUAGGAGGGCAAGAUGGAGCACUCACUUUCGAUGAGGCUGUUGGUCAAGUAGCAGGUCAAAAACUCAAAGGACCAGAGACACGACCCAUCAAGUGCGAUCGUCCCGUGGGAACAGUGUCGGUUGGGGAUUUGCCUGUACGUUUCAUAGACACAACUUGCGGCAAGUUGGAGCAAUUUUGCGAUGCGGUACAGCACGUCAAAUUCAACAUGACGCAAGAGUUCUUCGACAACACCAUCUACAGGGAGUGUUUGACGUCCAACUACAAAGGGCUUCCAGAACCAUUUCGCCUACGCCACGAGCCGAAGGUUCCCUAUACUAUGCAGCUCGUGAUUCUACCUGCCAGCAAGCCAGAAGAAGCACCGGCUGAUGAUCAAGACACGUAUUUCCAUGUGCUCAAACACGUGUACCUCCAUCGCAACAAAAUCCUGGGAAAGGAAUGCAGCGACAUGUGUUACGGAAUUGCUCUUCGUUUCGUGUGGGGGGCACACACGCGACCUGCCCUCAUGGCACUCAACCACAUGAUAGACAACAUGGGAGGCAAGCAAAUCCGACAUUGGCUUAUCCAACCCAAGUUCGAAAAGAAAGUGACGGUCGAUCAGUCCGCUCGCGAUGCCGGGUACAAAUUCAUUCGUGAGAAGGGGCCGAAAUCCAACAAUAUGAACCAGUUCAUGGAGUGGACCGACGCGGAAAUCCACACAGCUGGUAGCCCUAUCGAAGGUUGGGUGGAAAGCAAGGUCGUGGCAGCCUUGCACAACCACAUGAAGGGCAGGCAGAAUGCCAAAACUUUAGAGUACUGGCCAUUCACCUUAAGGAGCUUCGUGGGUUGGUUCUUCGACCUCGUCAUGGUUCCCAUGCUAGGGUCUAUCAGGCAACACGCAAUCACAUGGAUUGGAAGAACUCGGACUGGAAAGUCUUUCGGGUCGAAAACUGUAGCCUUUUGCCAGUCCAAGUUCGAGAUUGAUGCGGCGGACCGUGAAGAUCUUACCCCAUCCAUUUUGACCGCUAAGCAUCUGGACUUUUUCAAGUCCGAACCUCUCACCAAGUUUAAACCAGGCAUCUUUGACGAUGGAAUGCUCCAGAAGAUGGACUCAUCCUUCCUGAAAGCUUUCCUGAAUCCGUCCGAGGAAGAUGCCACGGUUUGGGCUAGGUACUCCUCGGCCUAUUUCGAGCAGGGUGCAGGUCGUCAAGCGUGCAACAACCCGUAUGAUCGAAGAAAGGAUGAGGAGAUGUACAAGAACAUGCGUUCUUCCAAGCUCUUUGAAAUCAAGCAUGAGUCUUUCACGACACUCAUCAAUCCAUCAUUUGAGAGCAUUGACAACGCGGAGGACAUGGAUGCAAUCCUUGCCCGCACUCACUUAAUUGUCAUCACAGACAGUGGCGUGUAUUGGCGAGUAGCAGGAAAUCACACAUCCAAUGUGAAGUUCAUUGAAUGGCCUCACGGAGAACCCAAGGACCUCCUUGCCCCGUCACAGCAAGCAAUCUUUCAAGCAUACCGGCGGGAUCCUCACAACCACAAACUCCCAGAAAGCUUCCACGCAGAUAUGGUGUGGUCUCAGGAAGUACUCAGCAGGUUGUUUCGAGGGGAGACGUUGCCUCGCACGAUAACUAUGACAGGUCGCAGUUUGUUCGGAGGAGAUCCCAUGCCUCCUACACAAAUUCCCCCCCGCAUCAUGGACGACGCCCAGGCCAAAGCUAGGAUCAAGAAGGAAAAGGUGGCUGCAGUCUUUCGAGGCCUCAAGCGAACAGGUCCACUUCAAAUCGAAUUGGAUUCCCCAAGCCCUGAGCAGAAACGUCACAGAGAUCAGACUGUCGCAGCAGAGGCGUCUACAGCAAGUUCUACAGCUAGGGCUUCAACAGAUGCAGCUCCAAAGAAGAGUGAUGUACCCAAUCCAGAGUUUCCAGGUCUUGAUCUCUCGCAAGAAUCGGGUCAUGCAAACGGGUUUCCAGCGGUAGGCGAGGAAGAAGAUGUUUUCAGGGAAAAGGAUAUUCAAGAGGAUGACUUAGAGAAGGAGCUAGAGAGACUCAUGGAUGAGACGGUGAACUCACAGAACACAGACGCACAUGAUUUAUCAGGAGGCACUCAGCAGGAGGGCAUAUUCCGAAACGUUUGCGGGGUGAAGGUUUUGCAGUGGUUCGGGCUACCUGUGACACUGCACUAUCAUGGUCCCCAUCGAGUGUCAGAGCUCAACAGCAUGAUCGAGAACUUUCACGUACAGUUUACACCAGUUUCUCCAAAGUAUGUAGGCGUUGAUGGCAUGUACCUGUGUCACCGGGAUGAUCAUUUCACUGGGAUCUGGUGUCGUGAGGGGUUCGUUCGGUGUUACGACAAUGGAGAUGAACGUGUCAUGAGCAUGGGUGAGUUGAACAGUUUGGCGGAAGCACCUCGAGUCACUAUCUUUCGUCUUUUGCAGCGGCAAAAUGUCAAACUCAAUGCCGCCACUGACGUGGUUGGAGGUUCAGGAGGCGUAUGCAAACGACCUGCUGCUUGUGAUCCGGUCCCAGUCUUGACAUGUCCUCUUACUCACUGUGUUGUCCCGGGUUGCACGGGUACCCUCAUGGACAAGCAUGACAUUGAAGCUAUUUGCUAUGACAUGCCUGGUCCUCGAAAGGUGGUUUGCAAAUCGAAGGAAUGCACGUCAAGGAAUUGUCGAGCCAACUACUCCUACAACUUUCGGUGGAGCAAAGGGAAGAAGAUCAAUGUUCUUCGCUCAAAUGACCUCGCAGACGGUGUCCUGUUCGUGAACUCAAAAAAGUGUUUCUCGCUGACCUUUUUGAAGUACCAUGAGGAGCUUUUGUUUAGAGGCCAAGUCUCUUCCCGAGCCAUCGAGCAUGCGUACAAAAGCAUUCACGCAGACAACGCUGACGAGGUGGAAGUGAUCGUCGAUUUCCGUAAGUGUUACCAAAGUGCUCUUUUCUACUUCAUCGCUCUGAGGGAGUUCGAGGGGUUGGGUUCGCACAUGUCCCUUGUGAUUGACGAUGAAAUCAACACCUCGAAUCUUGAGAUGUAUCAAGCCUUUUGUCACUCCAGCGUUUUCCCACCAAGCAAGCGAGCAAAUGUGAAAUUCCUAGUGGGAGACGGUCAUCUCAGCCUAAAGCCACGAUGUGCAGAUGGCCCUGUGAAACGAGCUGGGCGCCCACGCUCAAAGUCCAAGGCCAUUGCCAAGUACAGCAAUGGGUGGUUCAUGUGCUGUGAUCCUCGAAGUGGUCGCAUUCUAUCUCUCACUGUCAUGCAUGAGCCCGAGAACAAUCGCCACGUCAUUGAGGCCUUGGAAGAUAUCGUUUGGCUUUAUCCCAAGUUGACCUCAUUUGUGUAUGACCGUGCGUGCGGGCUCAUCAAGUCUGCUGAGAAAUCGGAACACUUGCACCAGAUCGAGAAUUACAUCGUCGAUUGGUUUCACGCUUACCGGCAUUCCAAGAAGUGUUCCUGCAAUCCACGUGAAUCGAAUUAA
Symbiodinium natans is the source of this 3495-nucleotide messenger RNA. Lineage: Eukaryota; Dinophyceae; Suessiales; Symbiodiniaceae. The record is from the annotation of a GenBank genome assembly.